CUGUCAUCUCUCUUUCGUUUUCAAUAUAGCUGUAACUUUCAAAGCGAGCAGACGUUUCACGGAAAGUUAGUUUGGAAAAAGUGGGAGUGGAGAGCAAAGAAAGUUGUGAGAAUACAAAAAUCAGAAAAGUGCAGUGAAUUUCUGCUGCUGGUAUUAGUGUAUGUGUGCGUGUAUAUGUAUGUAAGCUGAGGAAAAGAGCAACAUUUUCAUUUUAACCGAAUUGGAAAUAUUGACAAAAGAAGAAGCGAAGAAGAAAAUAUACAUAAUUAGGGAGAACAGGCAAAUAGACAAUAUGUCCACUGUAGAAUCUUCUAGUUCAGCGGUGCAGCAGCCACCCUCGUCCACACUUCCAAUGCUGGGCGACAACCAGGUGACCACAAUGCAACUGCAAAUGCAGGCCUCAACCUCAUCGGCAGGGGGCGGGGUCGGGGGCAGCAGCAUGUCGGUGGGAAGCGUACCGUUAGAUACGCAGAGCAGUGGCGAGCCGCCAGCUAAAAAGCAAAUGCUUGAUCCAAAUGCAGCUUCCUCCUCGUCAAGCUCGUUGUCGGGCGGCGGGGGCGGUGGACCAGCUGGAACUGGAAGCGGAACAAACGAGAAGCUCGCCUAUCGCAUCUCGACUGCUCUUUGCUGUGCCGUUUGUCUGGAUCUGCCCAAAACGGCCAUGUAUCAGUGCCAAAUGGGUCAUCUGAUGUGCGCCGCCUGCUUCACCCACCUCCUGGCGGACGGACGCCUGCGGGAUCAGAUUGCCACAUGCCCCAAUUGCCGUGUGGAAAUAUCAAAGAGUACAGCUUCCCGUAAUCUGGCCGUGGAAAAGGCAGCUUCCGAACUCCCUAGCGAGUGUCAGUUUUGCAACAAGGAGUUUCCUUACAAAUCGCUGGAGCGUCAUGAACAACACGAGUGCCAGGAGCGACCCACGAAAUGCAAAUAUCAUCGCAUUGGCUGUCAAUGGCGUGGUCCCUACCAUGAGACCACCGAACAUGAACGCAAUUGUCUACAUCCUCAGAAAUCUGGCUAUGAGGUAAUGGCCGCCCUGGAGGCGCACGAUGUCAAGAUCAAGGAGGAAAAGAAAAUGUUUAACACCUUGAUUGAUUUGCUUAGCUACGAGAAAAUCAUCUUCAAUGAUCUGCAAAUGAAACCGUAUCGCACAGAUGAGUAUGUCCAUAAGCUGUUCUAUGAGACGGCACGCUUCUCGGCCUUCAAUCAACAAUGGGUGGUCAAGGCCCGCAUUAACAACAGCCAACGCGAUCCUCAUCAAUCGAAUGAGCGAACCAUUACCUAUCAGCUCAUACUGAAAACCAAGACCAGCACACCCAUGAGCAUACAUUUCUUUGCGCUCAAGGGUCCCUUCUCGGACAUGAAAGUCUCUACACAGAUUUACAAACACGAAUUCACAGAAACGAGCACUGAAAGCGAUUACUAUGUGCUGCCCUUGCCAGAUGGAACUGGUUCCACCGGAUCUAGCGAGUGUAAUAGAAUGUUGGCAAACAAGGGCAUUAAUUUCCGUUUAUUAAUGUUUCUGCUGAAUAAGUAAAUGGAUCGUUAAAUUCACGUAGUGCAGAAUUUUGAAAUUAGCUUAAGUUUGUUGUUUCUAACUCAUAAAUGUGCAAAAACUAGACAUAGUUAAUAUAUAAAUAUAUAUUUUCUAUCUAUAAAACAAGAUGACCCUACCCAACCCUCCCACAUGAACGUACAUAUAUAAACAAUCACGAUUCACGAUAACAAUGUAACACUGUAACGCGGUAGGUUGUAAUUGUAACCUAACUUUAGUCGAGUUUUAAGCUUUAUAUUGCAAAACUUUGUCCUUCACAUGAAGGUUUUACUGAAGCUAACGUAAACAGAUGCGAUAUAAUUAAUAAUGUAAGACAGACAUUAAUUAACCUAGUUAAAAUCCCUGAUUAUGUUUAAAUGUCCAUUUAUCGCCGUAAACUGACAGCCAUACACACCUAAAUUAUAUCAAAUACAUAUAAAAUUAUGUACAGCUAAUUUACAAACUUACAUAAAUCAGAAAAAUGCCAUUUGAAGAAACUUAUAAAAAUAACUUUAAUAAAUACUAUGUUAAUCUUUGCUGUUAAUGCAACUGGAGAAUUCGUGUAGAGCGACUUGAAAUGAGCAUAAAAAUAAUAAUAUUUUAAUGAUCUCACUGGUAUAAUGAAAGAAAUAAGCUGAUUUUCCCCGAAAUGCGAGAAAUCGAGCCAUAACAUUAAUGCUAACAAUAACACAUACAUAUAUGUAUCUAUAUAGUAAACUGUCGACACGGAUUCACAGUCUGUGCAAAUAAAUACACUGUAAGAAAAACAACACCAAGCUGAUCCAAAA
Molecule: messenger RNA, 2316 nt
Organism: Drosophila innubila
Lineage: Eukaryota; Metazoa; Arthropoda; Insecta; Diptera; Drosophilidae
Product: cysteine and histidine-rich protein 1 homolog
Exons: 8
Coding region: 293-1531 (412 amino acids)
Cellular component (GO): nucleus
Molecular function (GO): zinc ion binding
Source: RefSeq, a predicted model, not a curated record